GGCGCGCGGUUAAUUUUUGCAUCACCAAAUGAAAAAUGAAUUGUAUUCAUUUCUAAACGUUUAUGUUUGUGUCUGUAUACUGUCAAUUUGUCAAAAAAAAAAAAACUCAAAGUGCAUUAAAAUUUAACGUGUCGGCUUUUUAACAAAUCUGUUCGAAACUAAACAUUUUAUUCAAGAUUGAAAGUAGUGGUGUAUCCCUACGUUUGAAUUUAGUAAAUGUGUUUAAAUUUAAGACAUUACCAAUAUUAUUAUAUCGUAUAUAAAUACUAUACACCAACCGAGGUAUUUUUAGGUUAAGCAUCGAUUUUAAGAGAAAAUGAACAAAAACAGACCUUGGAUUAAUAAUAAACGUGAUCGCAACAUGCGAGGAAGUUUUAGAGGUGGGCGAGGUGGUCCAAGAGGGUGGCAUGGUAAUCAAAGAGGUUUUAAAAGUUCGUGGGGCAACUUUGACGGCCCAAGUGCUGGUAAUAAAUUUCAAAACAAUUAUUCCCCCAAUAAGGGGCAGUGGAAGAAAAGAGACACGCCUGGGAAGCGACUCUCUGAAGAAGAUAUUGGUGUUACAGAGUAUAUUAGCAAACAUGAAGGUUUUAAUGGAAUUAUUAAAUCAAGAUACUCUGAUUUUCAAGUAUCAGAAAUAAAUGAACAGGGUGAGAUAGCUAAGCUGACAUGUUUGAAGCCACCGCAGGCCCCAGAAGAGGAGGCUGUAAGUGAGGAUGAGGAUCUGCUCCUCUCUAAGUAUAACUUGGAGAUCCUACCCAUGGAAACUUGGGAUAGGAUUAAUACAUUAGCUGUGAGCAAAGACCCAGAUCCAGACUGUGUUGAGAUUGAUAUGGAAGGAGUGACCAAGGAACAAAGGACGAAGAUACAUGAUGCAGUGAAAAAAGCAUUUGGUGACAGCAUUGUUGGCAGUACAGUGAAUAUAGAAGACAAGAAACUGAUGCGCUUCCAGAAGUUUAAAAAAGGAGUACGCAUAGACAACAGAGUCAAGUGGACAUGGCCGGCUGAAUAUGUGCAUUUCAUCGUGCACAAGGAGAACUGUGAUACAAUGGAUGCGGCUAUGCGUAUUGCAGAACGAAUAGGGGUGCAUGUGAAGCCGUCGAUGUUGGGUUACGCGGGUACGAAGGACCGUCGCGCUAAAACGUCGCAGUGGUUCAGCGCCCGGCGACUAGACCCACGUCGCUUUGUGGCGGCCACUCGGUACUUUAAGGACAUACAUGUCGGGAAUUUUACAUUCAAAAACACCAACUUAAAGUUAGGCAUGCUUCAGGGUAACAGAUUCCGCAUUGCACUCCGCAAUGUGACAGCUUCAGAUGAGGUGGUGAAUACUGCAUGCAAGGACCUGCAAGAACAUGGUUUCAUCAAUUAUUAUGGUCUCCAGCGAUUCGGAACUCGAGUCGAUACACCUACAUACAACAUUGGCUUGAAGUUGUUGCAAGGAAAUUUCAAAGAGGCGAUCGAUCUGAUCCUGGACAGUCGCGAGGGCCCGCUGUCGGGCGCGCUGGCGACGUACCGCAGUGGCGGCGCGGCGGCGGCGGCGCGCUGCCUGCCGCGGCGCGGGGGCGCGGCGCCCGAGGCGCGGCUGGUGCGUGCGCUGGCGGAGGCGCCCAACGACCUGGUGGGCGCGCUCGGCAAGGUGGCGCGCAACACGCGCCUGCUGUACCUGCACUCCUACCAGUCGCUGCUCUGGAACCGCGCCGUCUCCGAGCGACUGCGACGACACGGCCUGCGUGUCGCCGUCGGGGACCUCGUGCCACUCGCCAAUAUUGACAAAGAAGAUGAAUUCGAGGAUGAGGAUUCAGAUUCAGAAGAAAACCAAGGCGACGAUAAUCAAACUGAUAAACAGCAAGCAAACAACAGUCAAAGUGAGAAAAUCGAGAAACAAGAAGUUAAACAAAAAGAAAGGACAUCGUCACAAUCAGAACAAGGCAAUGUCAAGGAAAAGGAGAAAAAGAAUUUUGAAGAAAAACCUAAAGUUCCUGUGAAGGUAUUGACACAAGAAGAUAUAAACAGCGGGAAAUAUACCAUGGCUGAUGUAGUGAUGCCUCUGCCCGGGUACUCGGUGGACUAUCCCCCCAAUAUGAAGGAGUAUUAUGAAGAGCAACUCAAAAGUGUUGGUCUUACUUUGGAUAUGAAGCACAAGAUCAAGAGCUACCGUCUGUGCGGGGCGUACCGUCGCGUCGUGGUCCGGCCGCGCGACGUGAGCUGGCGUACCGUGCGGUACUCCGACCCCUUCGCCGACCUCAUCGCCUCCGACCUCGACGAACUCACCAACAACACUAUCACCGCCAUCCGAGAUGAUGGAAAAUAUAGAGCUCUUCUACUAAACAUGACUCUGCCUGCAAGUUGCUACGCGACGAUGGCGUUAAGAGAGUUACUCAAAGUGGACACUUCCAGCGACAACCAAGCUUCUCAAAAUAAUUACCAUAAAUCUCGCAAGAGUUCAACUACUGAAGAGAGUGAGGGAGGGGACAAAAAGAAGAAGGAAGUUGAUGAUACAGAAAAAAAGAACAAAGAAGCUGAUGGUACAGAUAAGAUAAAAGAAGAUGAAAGUUCAGAGAAAGAAAAGGAUGCUGACAGUGCAGAGAAAGUAAGUGAAACUGACAAUAAGGAGAAAGUAAAAAUGGAAGUUGACAGUGAACAAAAAUUUAAAAUUGAGGCUGAAUGUGGAGAGAAACGUAAGAACAGUGAGAGUGAACAAUCAGAAGAUAUUAAGAGACAAAAAGUAGAAGAAUAAAUAAAAGAGUUUAAUAAUGUUGA
Spodoptera exigua (beet armyworm) is the source of this 2757-nucleotide messenger RNA. NCBI's taxonomy places the organism in Eukaryota, Metazoa, Arthropoda, Insecta, Lepidoptera, Noctuidae. The record is from the annotation of a GenBank genome assembly.